Messenger RNA from Tachyglossus aculeatus (Australian echidna), 1627 nucleotides. It is a transcript of the gene LRRC23, whose product is annotated as leucine rich repeat containing 23. The transcript is spliced from 9 exons. Gene Ontology annotation, molecular function: protein binding. The record is from RefSeq and is a predicted model, not a curated record. NCBI's taxonomy places the organism in Eukaryota, Metazoa, Chordata, Mammalia, Monotremata, Tachyglossidae. The coding region runs from base 317 to 1303 and encodes 328 amino acids.
UCCCCACGCCCCCAGACCAGCCCCUCUGCUCCUACCCUACAAGCCCCCUGCUCCCCAAACGCUUCUGUCCCCCAACCCAGCUAAGCAAGAGUCAGAGGCCAUUUCCUCCUCACCAUUUUGGGGGGACCGAGCCCCUGUCAGCAGAGGCGGCGGACCCCCACAACGGAGGACCCAGAAUCCUGCCAUCUCCUCGCUUCAUCUCCGCUUCCCCCAGCGUUUCUAGCAGAGCCCGCCCAAGGACCAGCACCUUCAUCCUCCUGUGUUGCCAACUUGUACUUCCCAAGCUCUUAGUACAGUGCUCUGCACACAGAGGAAGAUGUCGGAUGAGGAGGCUGAAGACUUCGAACAGGAGCUGGAGUCGGAGGAGCAAAGCAGGAAGGAGGAUGAUAAAGAGCUGGGAGAGGACUUCGAGGAGCUCCUGCCCCCCAAACCCAUCACUGAAGAAAUCCUGAAGGAGGGGUUAUCUCUGCUCUGCAAGACAGGCAACGGGCUGGCACAUGCCUACGUCAAGCUGGAGGCCAAGGAGAAGGAGCUGACGGACAUUACCCUGCUGAGCUCCUACAUCCACCUGCGCUACGUGGACUUGUCGGAGAAUCUCCUGUCAGACCUGUCGCCGCUCAACAACCUCACGCACCUGCUGUGGCUCAGGGCGGACAAGAACCGCCUGAGGACCGCCCGCCUGGAGGAGCUGCCCUACCUGCAGAUCGCCAACUUCGCCCACAACCGCAUCGGCAGCACGGAGGGCAUCCUCCACCCCCGCCUCGCCAGCCUGGACCUCAAAGGAAAUUUUAUCCAGAGAGUGACGGGGCUGGACCCUCUGAAGCUGGGGAACCUGCACACGAUUGAACUGCGAGGAAACCAGCUGGAGAGCACAGCCGGGCUCUGCCUUCCCAAACUGAAGUAUCUCUACCUGGCCCAGAACAACCUGAGACAGCUGGAGGGGCUGGAGUCUCUGGAGCAGCUCUGUACGCUGCACCUGCGCGAUAACCAGCUGGACGUCCUGGAUGGCUUCUCCCCGGCUAUGAAGGCGCUGCAGUACCUCAACCUGCGGGGGAAUAUGAUCGCGGAUCUGGCGGAGCUGGAGAAGCUGCGGGUACUGCCCAAGUUGCGGGCGCUGAUCCUGCUGGAGAACCCGUGCGUCGACGAUGGGGGCUACCGGAUAGAGGCCUUGGUACACAUGCCGCAACUCGAGCGGCUCGACAAGGACUUCUACGACGAGGAGGAGAGGACGGAGGCCGACGAGACCCGCCAGCGGCUGCGGGAGGAGCAGGAGAUAGAGAGCGUCCAGGAGGCGUCGAUAUAGGCCUGCCGAGCCCCGCAUCACUGAGGGGCUCCGGGCAGGAGGAGCCUGGCUUCCUCCCCGGAGCGGGGACACGGAAUCGGGACAUGGGACAUGGAGCCACCUGACCCUGGGACAGCGAGGACGGCGGCGGGAAGAGAGGAGAUGGAACCGGGAGGGAUGCUGCUUCUCCAGGGGACCCCCCCUCCCCAACCCCCUUCUCCCUCCAGCUCCAGGAUGGGGAUGGGGGAAUCGGGAAUUCUAGGCGGGGAGCAGUUCGGCCUGCAGAAAUUUGGUGGGAUGGUGGGGGGCAGGGAGGAGAGGGCAAAGAUGAGGAGAAAAAGAGGU